Erpetoichthys calabaricus (reedfish) is the source of this 1556-nucleotide messenger RNA. RefSeq names its product monoacylglycerol O-acyltransferase 2 (gene mogat2). Gene Ontology annotation, biological process: triglyceride biosynthetic process; diacylglycerol biosynthetic process. NCBI's taxonomy places the organism in Eukaryota, Metazoa, Chordata, Cladistia, Polypteriformes, Polypteridae. The transcript has 6 exons. Bases 105 to 1112 code for a protein of 335 amino acids. Gene Ontology annotation, molecular function: 2-acylglycerol O-acyltransferase activity; diacylglycerol O-acyltransferase activity. Gene Ontology annotation, cellular component: endoplasmic reticulum membrane. The record is from RefSeq and is a predicted model, not a curated record.
AACCGGCUGUAAGCAAGCAAUAGGAAAGACUUUGAACCGUCUGUCUGUUUCAGUUCUAGUGUAUUCGUGCAGUCUUUCUUCCAGACAACUAGCACAUCAUUAUCAUGAAGAUAGAAUUUGCGCCUUUGAAAAUUCCUUUGCAGAGGCGGUUGGAGACGGCUGCUGUUUUACAAUGGGUUUUCUCUUUCCUGGCACUUGCACCCUGUUGCUACAUUCUUUUCAUCCUACUGAUCUUUACUCGCUUUUGGAUGGUGAGUGUGAUUUAUGCCACUUGGUGGUUUUGGGACCGAGAGACACCAUCGCAUGGCGGGAGACAGUCCCAGUUUCUGCGCAGGCUUAGACUUUGGAGAUAUCUCAGAGAUUACUUUCCUAUUGAGCUGAUUAAAACUGCCGAUCUGGACCCCAGUCAGAAUUACAUUCUCGGCUUUCAUCCUCAUGGAAUCCUAGUGGCUGGUGCUUUUGUGAAUUUCUGCACAGAAGCAACUGGAUUUUCUGUUCUUUUCCCUGGAGUGACCCCAUAUCUUCUAAUGUUGCCCUUGUGGUUCAGGGCUCCAUUUUUCCGAGAUUACAUUAUGUGUGGAGGACUAAUUCCAUCAGACAAAGACAGUGCAACCUAUUUGCUUGAGAACAAGCAAGGUGGAAGUGCAGUCGUCAUAGCUAUAGGGGGCGCUCCUGAGUCUCUUGAUGCCAGGCCUGGUGCUUUCACUCUCCUGCUGAAAAAUAGGAAAGGGUUUGUUAGGCUGGCCAUAGAAAAAGGUGCUCACCUUGUGCCAAUCUUCUCCUUUGGCGAGAAUGAGGUGUUUGAUCAAGUUGAGAAUCCUAGAGGAACAUGGCUGAGAUGGAUACAGGAGCGCCUACAGAAGCUGAUGGGUGUUGCACUCCCGCUUUUCCACGCCAGAGGUGUCUUCCAGUACAGCUUUGGCCUUAUCCCCUAUAGGAAGCCAAUUUUUACAGUGGUUGGGAAACCCAUUAAAGUGAUCCAGAACGACAAACCAACUGGAGAGGAAGUGAACGCUUUACAUCAGAAGUACAUUGAAGAACUCUGCCAGCUUUUUGAAGAUCAUAAAUCCAAAUACGACGUACCAGAGGAUAUGCACCUUUCUUUUAUUUAGAAAAGCAGCACAUUUCUUUCUUCUUCAUGAAAUGGCAUGAAAAGACGUUUUUUCUCACAAAUACUGUGCCUCUAAUAACGUUUUGUUUUUAUUUUUUAAGCUGUCCUGCUGCUUUUAUUGUGCUAUUAAACAGAUUGUACUGAAUGUACAUAUUGCUUGAAAUAAAAGUAUAAAACAUUUCUAAAAUGGCAAAAUCACUAAUUAUCUCCUUGUUCAUAUACAUUAUGUUCUCUGUUGCUUACUGACUUGAUGUUAUUUCCUCUGAUAGAUUCUUAGUAUAAGAAAAAAACUAAUUUUCAUUUAUAAAAAAAAUUAUGACCAUUUUAAAGUUAUCUAAAGAAGACCUAUCCAGUACGUUAUUGUAAUUCCAGUGAUAAUGAGUACUUAAUCACUGUACUUAAAUAUUCCUUUUUUCAGAUAUUUCCCGUGCUCAAUUAAACCAAG